Molecule: messenger RNA, 2922 nt
Organism: Gavialis gangeticus (Gharial)
Lineage: Eukaryota; Metazoa; Chordata; Crocodylia; Gavialidae
Product: mucin-1-like
Exons: 5
Coding region: 84-1025 (313 amino acids)
Source: RefSeq, a predicted model, not a curated record
CGCAGCCCGCAGUGUCUCCUUCUCUCUCCCCUGGACUAGAAGACGGGCACAGUGUCACAGCGCCCUCGGCCCUGCCCAGCACUAUGCCGAGCUCGCUUCAUCCCGAGACGGGGGGCUUCAGUGCAAAGGCGACGGCCCCUCCUGUGACGAGCAGAGACCAGGACGCAGCCACCACGCAACUCAGCGUGACUGGCCCCCGCACGCUUGGACCGGAGGAGCCAUCUCUGCCCCCCAGCCUGCGGGCAGCCACCGAGGCAGAGGGGCUGCAGACUCCUGUCACGACCAGCGCCCCAGAUGCCACAACAGGGCUCCGCAAUGAGAGCCAGGCAGCCAACAGCAGCUCGGACAUCCCCUCUCCUCCUCCGACCGCCAACGCGACGGAGCUCAACCAGCCUGGCCACGAAGGGACAGAGCCCACUGGCACUCCCGGCCAGCUCAGCGCCAGGACGGAGGCUCCAACGCCCUUGACCCCUAAGGACUCGCCAGCCACGCAAGGCCGUGCCCAGCCGCCCUCGGAGUUCAGCACCUUGGGACCCAGGAUGGGCAGACCCGACUCUGUGCCCGGGACAGCCCACGAGGGUGCCACUAAGGAGAGCAACACGGAGCCCGCCACCAUCCCUGCCACACAGGCUGGGCUGGCCACGACUGCCUCCAGCACCACCACGGGCGCCUCCGUAGCUGCCUCUGCCGCCACUGCCACCGCUAUCAGUACCACCAUCAGGACGCCCCCAGCGGCUGUGACACGGCAAGCAGUGGACCCCGUGCACGAGAAAGUGCCAGUGCUAGAUGUGGGGGAUGAGGAGGAUCAAGCAGAGCUGCCCAGCUCGCCUGUCACAGGGAUGGCGGGGGCUGACCCCCUGGUCAUCACCAUCAUCUCCGUCUUCAUCAUCAUGGUGGGCAUCCUGGGCCUGGUGGGCUUCCUGAAGUACCGACAGCACAACAGCCGCAUGGAGUUUCGGCGCCUGCAGGACCUGCCCAUGGAUGACAUGAUGGAGGAUACACCGCUCUCACUCUACAGCUACUAGGCCACCAGACGAUGACCCUCCGCCCAGCGUCGGAGAGGCUGGAGUGCCCUCAGGAGCAGGCCCUGGAGGACGAGGGCUGAUUUUUUGCACAGGAACAGAAAUGUUCCUUUCAGACAGUUUGGUUUGGUUUUAGACUUUUUAAACGUUUGGUUUUCAAGUUUUUAUGCCGAGAGCCGGAGCCGGCCAGAGCCCCUGCCUGGCCCUGGCCCUCUGCUCACUGCAUUGCAAAUGCCCUGGCACUCCCCCGAGAGGCGUUUUCCAGUUCGGGCUUUAGCCCCAUGGCCAUGUCAAGGUUUUUACUGCCCAUGUCUGGCGACGACUCACCAGUGCCCCCUGGCAGCGGCUGCCCAGGGCCAGAGGGCAGACGGCUCGAGCCCAAGGAGCUCCUGGGUUUCCACCUCAACACUGGGAACCAGAGUCAGGCAGCAGGUUGGCUCCCACCUGCUUUGUGCUCUUCGUGUACCUCUUGUUCCCGUUCUGGCUUAGCACAGUCAGCCCAGAGAAGCUGGCAAACCACAACACCUCCACCUGCUGUGCCACCAGGAGCAGCGUGCCCCUGCUUGCAGGGGUACCACACCGUUGCACUGGAUGUCCACAGAGCUGUGGGAUCAGCAGUGGCUCCUUGGCAGGGCCGAGUGCCCCCAGCUUUGCUUCUCUUCCCCCUGGAGCAGCACAAACAUAACCCCCCUUGCAGGCUGUGGGUGGGGGCCCUUGCCUGUUUCCUGCCCCUGCUGUCCUUGCCCGAGUGCCUGAGUUUCAGAGGUCAGUUUGUGCCUAUUAGUGGCACUGGACCCUCUUGGCGGGGGGAGACUGGCCUGCCCCAUAGCUGAGAGCUCCCCUGUUCAGUCUUUUGGUAACCCUGGUCCUUGCCUCGGCUGUUUGGCACCUGUUUGUGAAAAGAGCCUUACUCCUCUCCCUUCCUCUUCCUCGGAGCUGUUGGGCUUGUGCUACCUCCCCCACCUCCACUGCCACUAGCAUAAACAAUAUCCCGUGUGCUGUGCUUGAGCCGUAGCUCUUCUCCAGCUCCUCAUAUCCCUUGGCUGGUCCCAGGGCAGGGGCUGAACAUCACCUAGAGCUGCCACAGCUGUAUAAUCAAGAGGCAUCAGGCUUGGGAACAGCCAGAGACCCUCCAGGGCCAGAACUGGGUGCAUCCGGGCUUGGUGUGGAGACGGGAAAGGGCAGUACUCUCAGCCCAGCUGCUCUCAGCAGAGUUCAGGCACGUGACCCCUAGAGACGGAGCCUGUCCAUCAGUUGUAUGCCCCACUAACACCCAGCUGCCUGUCUCCACAGCUAUGGUAGUGUCUGCGUUAUGCUUCCAGGGCCUCUUCUCCCACCAGCAAGGCCCAAGUCUCCUCCUUGACUUAUGAGAUUAUUAUUUAGGCCACGCGGCAGAGGGACAAGGCGGAUAAGCCGGGCAGGGGGGUUGCGCCCUCUCUGCAGCAGGCUGGGACAUUGGAAGUAGCUGGUACAAGGCCCUGCGCCGUCGUUUGGGUUCUGCUGGCAUUGGGUGCGGGUCUGUUAAUGAUACUGAGAUGCUCAAAAGUAAUGAUGGGAGUGAGGGCAUGUGGUUUGUGCUGCAGGCCCUGGGCAGGAUUCACGGGCUCUCGAGGGCAGAAUGCUUCUGCACGGAGCAGUUUACAGACAGCAGACUUGUUUCCUGGCUUUGGGGGCAGGGUGUUGCCACUGUUUGGCACAGACAGAAGCCUGUUCCUGAUGGAAACAACUUUGGCAUGGCUGAGACAGCAGGGCACUGCCUGGCUGUCCCCACCACCCCUGCCUCAGACCUGGGGGUGUGGGGGUGAGGAAGGGAUCUCAGCAAACACCAAAGUGCAACUUUUUCUCUUCUAUAUGUUGAUAGUGGAUUUUUUUCUGCAAUAAAAGUUAUAACUGCCAAAGG